GGUCAUUCUCCAUAUACCUUUAUUUGGAAGCGAAGGAUCGACUAAAAAGGAAUCGUCCUCUAUCGACUAGAGACUCCAUAAAAGGCAAUCGUACUAUACACAACGAAGUGCAAUGCAAGCAGAGGGGACUCAAAACUCGACGGAUUCCCUCGAAAACCUUCAUUAUUCAGGCCAACCUCAAGUUGUUCUUGACGGAUCAAGCCUUUCAGAGAACCAAAGUUUUACACAAGAAGGAAUGGGCGAACUGAAACGACCUCUCGAGAACGACGACGACGACGAUGAUGAUGAUUCGACCGGUCAGGUCCCAGCUGACUCUGUUAAACCAGCUACUAAAAAGACCCGAGGGAGGGUUAAGAUUGAUAUGAAGUUUAUAACUAAUAAACUUCGGCGGUAUACGACGUUUAGUAAAAGAAAGACGGGUAUUAUGAAAAAGGCUUAUGAGCUUAGCACGUUAACAGGAACACAAGUCAUGCUUCUCGUAGCUUCAGAGACGGGCCACGUUUAUACAUUCGCCACAAGAAAACUACAACCAAUGAUAACGUCUGACAGUGGAAAAGCUUUAAUCCAAACUUGUUUGAACUCUCCUGAUCCACCAGUGUCUCAGAUCCCUAACCCUGAUCAGAGAAUGUCUGCUACAGGGUACGAAGAGACAGAUUUAACGUACACAGUCAACGAGAAUGAUGCAGAAAAGGAUAGAGGUGGUAUUUACACUACACAACAGUUGGAUGGACAACAUCAAAUGGGCUUGACAAGUACAUCAAUGACUGGUAUAACAGCAAUGCCCGCAUCUGGCCAUUCUUUCCCAAUAACAACAUACAUCCCACAGCAAGCGGUCAGUAAAUCGUCUUCUAAUUCGACAUCGUACUCUGUGCAAGCAAUGCCUGGUGGUGGGUCCUUCACUACGAUAUUUACCCCUGGAUCUAAUAUUGCUGGUACAGCUAUUCAGAUACCACAUUCGUUAGCUCAAGGAACACAGCAACAUGGUGUGCAGUUAUUUACCCAGCAGGUGCAGUUGCAGCGAGGACAGGUGCAAACAACAUCAAGUCACUCAACACCAACCAUCACAACUGUCCACAUAGGAAGUGACGGCCAGAUACAAAACACCCAAGAACAUGCUGUUGAGAAUAUCCAAGGAAAUCCAGCACAUGUCCAAUCACUGGGCACCCUAAUGGUGCCGAUAGCUACCCACCAAGGUGAAGGUACCCAAGUUGUAUCACUCGCUAAUGUAGUGCCGUCAUCUAUGAUGCUCACUACCCAGGCCGGUCAGAUACCAGUCAUGUAUUAUACUGGGCAAUCGUCAGGAAUCAUGUCAGUUUCACAGCUAAGUGACGGCGACCACACAGGAGUUCAGAAUCAUCAGUUGCAGGGUGAUGGAUCUGAAGUGUCUCACUCACUCGCUGGGACUUUGUCACUCUCAGGUGUUCAUGUCACAUCUGAUCACAUGACGUCAAAUUAUCAUGGUCAAAAUGUCGUCACUGAAAAUAGUGGGACACAGGCUCCGGAUGAUGUUCACAAUAUGGUGAAUGAAUCAUCGAUGAAUGAUGAUACAUCGCCUAAAGAAGAAAUGACAAAUUCUCAAAAUCAGAAUGAAGUAUGAGAGAGCAGUGAAUCAUUUCAUUGCCACUUUGUAGCAAAAAGGUAUAUUUUGAGGUUUUCCCACACAGACUCUUGUGUGAAAAGUUUGCUCCACUUUAGGACGCACGUUGUGAUUCAAAAAAAGAAAUUGUUUGUUGUAAUCUGAGUCAAAAAGCUUAAAAUCUUUAUAAUCUUAAAUGAGCAAACUAUAAUAAUACUAUAGACCUAGUGCGAGCUAUAGAUAGAGGUUGGUCAGGUUUUGUCUCUAUGAACCAAGCCAAAGGCCAUCAAACCUGCCUAUAAAAUCUUUUAAAAAAUGAAUAUGACCAAUAUUUCCCUAUCUGAAAGGAAUAUGUAUGGUCAAUUAGUGCUUAUCAUAGUUCAGCAGAAACAAAAGAAAUUUAGAACUUAAAAUUUGGGAGGCUAGUCCAGAAUGAAAGAUUGACUGCUUCCAGUAACCAAUCAGAUUGCUACAUUUCCAUCUGGACUGCUGGCUGGCCUGCACCUUAUGCCAUAUGCCAUGUGAUUUUGAGCUGCCAAUAGGGGUCUAAUUGGAAACUAGUUGGGGAAAAAUAUAGUCUUGUCUGUAGUUGCAAAGCAAAGGCCAAUAUGGGAUAUUUUCUUCCACUGACAUCAAAAUCAAAAUAACUUUUAUAUAGCCAUUCUCCUAUCUCGAGGUAGUUUUGAGCUGACAAUACAGGUUCAAAUUGGGAGCUCUCUCCCAAUCAAACUUAUAGGAGAAUCGUGAUACUAUACCAUUGUACACAAGAAGACAUGAAUAUGGAUACAUCUCGAGCAGAGUUUUUACUCUCGUGAGAAUGUCCCAAGGUCUCAAAAAAGAAAACUAAAUACUGAAGCUAAUAGGACCUAUACUGCUUUAAGUUACGUAUAGAACUGAUAAAUUAUAAGUACAUUUAUUUCUCCUAACUAAAACAUGUAAAUAUAUAUACGGGAAUACUUUAACAAAUGCUUCUAAGCAAUGUUUUUAAAACAAGAGGCCAAGUAUAUUUUAUAUUACACAAGUAAUAUUUGGUUUCCAAUUAUUGAGUGUUUCUCAACUCAUCUAUACAAGCUGCCUUUCUCAGGGCCUGUUCAUAUUGCAUCAGGGGAAGGGUGGGGGUAAAAAUAUGGUGCUCUAAUAGGCAAGGUUGGUAUAUUUUUUGAAGUCAGGGGGACAUUUUUUACUAUUAUGAAGAGGGAGGAAAAGUUUUUAUUUUUAUUUGGAUGCUUUAAAAAAUCACUGCUUAUCCCCUGAUCAAAAAUGAACAGUUCCCUUAGAGCAUUUGGUAUAACUGAUGACAAUCAGUAUAUGUAACAUAUUCAUAAAAAUAAAAUGUAUAACACAUAAGAUAAUGACUAAAAGUAAAAGUAAAACAAGAAACCAAUGGAAUAGUAUUUGUCUACUAUAUAUGAUAUGAAUUUUAUUAUUCUAUCGGUCUUCUGUUGGCAUACCACAUGUAGUACAAUAAUCUGGGUAACUAACACUAAUCAACGACACUAUUAUAUCCUAUACUAUGUUAAUACUUAAUAUUUUUUUAUGGCCAAGUAAAAUCACUCUAUUGUCUAUAUCAGAUAUCUACAUCUAUACCGAUAUAUAUAGAUUAUUAUAGGUCAUGCGUAAUAAUUAUUUCCUGAAAUCAAAGCAUGUCUUCAGCAUGGUGAAUGUUAUGAUCCCCAGAGCCUGGUCGUACAAAGGGUUGAUAGCACUAUCCGAUGGAUAAAUCCUUAUCCAGCAGAUAAACUUGAUGUCGUUAUCCAAUAAAUUUAUCUACUGGGGAAGGAUUUAUCAGUCGGAUGGCUCUAUCCACCCUUCGUACAACCGGGCCCAGUUAUCUUAAGUAGAGCAGUUUUUUGUAUGAGUUAGUAAUAAACUAAGGAAAUUUUGCAGAUAUAUUGCAAAUGAACAUGAAAAAAACUACAAUGCGUUGAGAUUGAACACCAAAAAAAACUACAAUGCGUUGAGAUUGAACACCAAAAAACACUGCAAUGCGUUGAGAUUGAACACCAAAAAAAACUACAAUGCGUUGAGAUUGAACACCAAAAAAAACUACAAUGCGUUGAGAUUGAAUGACUUUCAUGGAGACAACAUCGAGACAUUUCAGUGUUUUGGCAUAUCACACCUUACACAUGUUAUGUACAUUUCCCACCUAUAUAGAAACUACUCUACUUGUCAUAACAAGAAAAAGUUGCUAUCUAAGUAAUAAUAUUAUUCCUUUUCAACAUAUUUUACUUGGUUGUAAGAAAAAUUGUCAAUGCUUUUUAAAAAAUCUUGGAAUAUAAAGUGUAA
Molecule: messenger RNA, 3862 nt
Organism: Actinia tenebrosa (Australian red waratah sea anemone)
Lineage: Eukaryota; Metazoa; Cnidaria; Anthozoa; Actiniaria; Actiniidae
Biological process (GO): positive regulation of transcription by RNA polymerase II
Molecular function (GO): protein dimerization activity; DNA-binding transcription factor activity, RNA polymerase II-specific; cis-regulatory region sequence-specific DNA binding
Source: RefSeq, a predicted model, not a curated record